ACAGGGCAAGAAGAAGGCAUGGUUCUGCUAUACAGCGGCAAAGCUCACUAAUAUUCUAUUGAAUCGCUUACGAUAAACUUCACCUGAGCGGUUAACUGUAAUACUCAGUCAUUUCCAAUAAUCGAGAUUAAUACCAUCUAUUAAAAAUUCAAAAUGGACCCUGCUGUAUUAGCAACAAUGGAAAGCGGAUGGGCUUCACUUUCAUCUUCAGAUAGUAAGUCACUUUUGAAAAAAUACCUUACUAAGGACGUCUUUGAACAACUAAAAAAUAAGAAAACCAGUUUUGGAUCUACACUUUUGGACUGUGUUCAAUCUGGAUUUCAGAACCACGAUUCUGGAGUUGGUAUCUAUGCACCCGAUGCCGAAGCCUAUACAGUAUUUGCACCUAUAUUUGAUCCAAUAAUUGAAGAUUACCAUAAGGGUUUCAAGCCCACUGACAAACAUCCCGCUAAAGAUUGGGGUGAUGUAAACACACUUGGAGACUUAGACCCAGAAGGAAAAUACAUAAUUUCAACGAGAGUACGAUGUGGUCGUUCAUUAGAUGGUUAUCCAUUUAAUCCUUGUUUAACUGAACAACAAUACAAGGAAAUGGAAGCUAAAGUUUCUUCUACACUAAAAGGCUUAUCCGGAGAGUUAAAAGGAGAAUUUUAUCCUUUAACUGGUAUGCCCAAAGACGUGCAGCAAAAACUUAUUGACGAUCAUUUUCUGUUCAAGGAGGGUGAUAGAUUUUUGCAGGCAGCUAAUGCAUCACGAUUUUGGCCAACUGGCCGUGGAAUAUAUCAUAAUGAAAACAAAACAUUCUUAGUAUGGUGCAAUGAAGAGGAUCAUUUAAGACUUAUUUCGAUGCAAAUGGGUGGAAACUUAGGCGAGGUAUACAAAAGACUUGUAACAGCAGUCAACGACGUUGAAAAAAGACUUCCUUUUUCACACAACGACCGUUUAGGUUUCUUAACAUUCUGUCCAACUAAUUUGGGUACAACUAUUCGAGCAUCUGUCCACAUACAAUUGCCAAAAUUAGCUGCUGACAAAACAAAAUUAGAAGAAGUUGCAUCUAAAUACAACUUACAAGUUAGAGGAACACGAGGUGAACAUACAGAUGCCGAAGGUGGAGUAUAUGAUAUUUCAAAUAAAAGAAGAAUGGGCUUGACUGAAUAUCAAGCUGUUAAAGAAAUGAAUGACGGAAUAAAAGAACUCAUUAAAAUUGAAGAACAAUUGUAAAAUGAAAUAUGAAAUAACAAUUUUAAAAAACAAAGUCUAGUCAGAUACAAUUUUAUCUAGUCAAUGCUUUUUUAAUUCAUUAUUUAAUCGUUAAUUUAUUUUUAAAGUAUAAUGUUUUUAUUUAAGCUGUAUUAGUUUUUAAAUAUUUAUAUAGGUUGGGUACUGAUUACCAUAAUUACUUGCAUAAUAUGC
Molecule: messenger RNA, 1410 nt
Organism: Daktulosphaira vitifoliae (grape phylloxera)
Lineage: Eukaryota; Metazoa; Arthropoda; Insecta; Hemiptera; Phylloxeridae
Gene: Argk1
Product: arginine kinase
Exons: 7
Coding region: 154-1218 (354 amino acids)
Biological process (GO): phosphocreatine biosynthetic process
Molecular function (GO): creatine kinase activity
Source: RefSeq, a predicted model, not a curated record